CGCAGCACCGCCCGCCAGUCCGGCAGAGCGAGGGGAGCGGUGGUGUCGUGUUGUGCCGUGCCGCUGGCAGGGUUUGGUGACUGAAAACCUGCUAGUGGUAAUUUCUAUGCCUGUGGAGCACUGCAUCUGUUCAUCUAGCAAUGUCCAAAGCUCACCAGUGAACUUUGAGCUGAAACCUGGGUUCUGACAGUGCUACAUGGAGUCCUUUGCUAACAGAGAAAUGGCAGUUUUCCUAUGGAAAAACGUAUUUCAUACUACAAAGGGGAGGAUGCUACAGCAGAGAAGGGCAUCUCUGUAUAAUGGUGCUCAUGGCUAUGACGAAGAAUUGAUAAAGAAGAAACUUCAGCAGUUUGCUGGUGGAUCUGUCAACCUUUCCAAAGAGCACAGUGGCAUUGGAAUACUUACCUUGAACAACUCCCGGCUAAUGAAUGCCUUCACAGGCACUAUGAUGCUAGAACUCCAGGAGAGAGUAACUGAACUGGAAAACUGGAAGGAUGGCAAAGGCCUUAUCAUCUGUGGUGCAGGGAACACUUUUUGUUCAGGAUCUGAUUUGAAUGUUGUCAAAGCAAUAUCCAAUUCCCAGGAUGGGAUGAAUAUGUGCAUGUUCAUGCAAAAUACCUUAACCAGACUCAUGAGGUUGCCAUUGAUCAGCAUUGCACUAGUCCAAGGAAAAGCUCUUGGAGGAGGAGCAGAACUUACCACAGCAUGUGAUUUCAGGUUGAUGACGCCAGGCAGCGAGAUUCGAUUUGUCCAUAAGCACAUGGGCCUGGUGCCAGGCUGGGGAGGAGCCGCCAGGCUGGUGCAAAUUGUUGGCAGUAGAGCUGCCCUCCAGCUGCUGAGCGGGGCUCGUGGGGUGGACCCUGAGAGAGCGCUGCAUCUCGGGCUGUCACAGGGGACCUUGUCUUCUUCAGAUGAAACUGAAUCACUAGAAGAAGCUCGAGCCUGGCUGAGUCAGUACACAGAGGGUCCAGCUAGUGUGAUUCGAGCUGUGAAAAUGGUGGUCACAGCUGGAAGAGAACUGCCGCUGGAAGCUGCCUUAAGGACAGAGAAGGAUGUUUUUGGAACUGUGUGGGGUGGGCCUGCCAAUUUGGAGGCAUUGGCUAGAAGACAAAAGCAUAAGUGAUUGUCAAUAUAUAAUAAAUAUUCUUGAUAUUUUACACACGAA
Messenger RNA from Lagopus leucura (white-tailed ptarmigan), 1165 nucleotides. RefSeq names its product ethylmalonyl-CoA decarboxylase 1 (gene ECHDC1). Gene Ontology annotation, biological process: fatty acid beta-oxidation. Gene Ontology annotation, molecular function: enoyl-CoA hydratase activity. The record is from RefSeq and is a predicted model, not a curated record. NCBI's taxonomy places the organism in Eukaryota, Metazoa, Chordata, Aves, Galliformes, Phasianidae. Bases 197 to 1123 code for a protein of 308 amino acids. The transcript has 7 exons. Gene Ontology annotation, cellular component: cytosol.